AUGAAAGACCUUGUAACCAAGAAAUGGAAGGUUAUCCAUGAGCCGGAGGAUAAUCUUCUCCAUUGUGGUGCUAUCUUUACAAGCUAUUUAGUGCAGAAAAAGGCAGACCUGGGAGCAUUUACCACCCCGUGUACUAUUGGCCCCCAGAAGUUCAUAAAAGCACUAUGCGAUCUAGGUGCCAGUAUGAAUUUAAUGCCACUGGCUGUAUCCAAGAAAUUGGGUUUGGGGCAUCCUAUCCUAACAAAUAUGCAGUUGGUAAUGAUAGAUAGGUCUGUGAAGAGGCAUGUGGGCAUACUGCAUGAUGUUUUGGUAAAGGUAGCCAAUUUUUUUCUGCCUGCUGAUUUUGUGGUCUUAGAUUGGGAGGUGGAUUUUAAAGUGCCUAUCAUCUUGGGUAGGCCAUUGCUUGCAACUGGGAGAGUGCUGGUAGACAUUAAGUUAAAUGAGCUAAAGUUUAGGUUCAACAACAAAGAAGCAUGCUUCAAAAUACAACCAUCCAUGAUUUAUCCAAAAGAGAUGAGUGUGUUCUCAAUCGUUGGCAUCUUCAACGAUGAUGGUAAAGGGGUAUCAACUGGUUAUCUUGGGAAAGCCUGA
Capsicum annuum is the source of this 591-nucleotide messenger RNA. RefSeq lists its product as uncharacterized. NCBI's taxonomy places the organism in Eukaryota, Viridiplantae, Streptophyta, Magnoliopsida, Solanales, Solanaceae. Gene Ontology annotation, molecular function: aspartic-type endopeptidase activity. Gene Ontology annotation, biological process: proteolysis. The record is from RefSeq and is a predicted model, not a curated record. The coding region runs from base 1 to 591 and encodes 196 amino acids. The transcript has a single exon.